Messenger RNA from Arabidopsis arenosa, 1194 nucleotides. NCBI's taxonomy places the organism in Eukaryota, Viridiplantae, Streptophyta, Magnoliopsida, Brassicales, Brassicaceae. The record is from the annotation of a GenBank genome assembly.
AUCUCUCUUCUCAACAUCUCGCCUUUUCUCUCUAAAAAUUCUAAGUCCCAUCAUAUUCCAUUUUCGAAUCCAAUGGUUCAUUCCUUUGUGAUAGGAGACGACGCCAGUGUUGUCACUAUUAAUUCGCCGUUAGUGAGGAUUCUAUGUAGCUGUAACGGUAAGCCGGCGAUUACACAUCGCGGCGGUUGGCUGUUGGAAAAUCAUGUCGUUGUUUCGAUUUUCAAUCAAAACACAGGUGACUCCUCAUCUGAUUCAGGUGCCGCGAGCAGCAGGUCUAACCCGUCUACUAAUGAAGCGGAUGAGGUUGCUACAAUUGGAGGAGAUGGCGGUGAUGGUCAGUUAUUGGCUGGAGAAGAUGUUGCCUCAAUGUGUGCAAAGUUUAAGAAGCUUAUGGUUACUCUCAUACCCCCCAUGGAAUUCGGUGAAGGUUUAAUCUUAAAGGAUACCGACCUGCUCCAGAUCCCAACUAACAUUCCUCCUGACUAUCCCCAUUCACUCUUCAACAACACAGACCCUGUUACUGACCCGCGGGCUGACUUGCUUCCUUGUAAGUUCCAUGGCUCUCUCGCUAUUUUGUUUGCUAAAUUCAAGAAGUCGAAGCGCAAAGAAACUUUUGAGUUUGAUUCUGCUCUUCUGAACGAGAUCACUACGAGCUUUAAGAGAAUGGCACCAAACAGAAGAGGGCGUCCUGCAAACACCAGAGGGAACCAAGUAGGGGAUGGACCAGCUGAUGCGCAAGAUCAACCACCUGUAGGUGGGAUACCUGCAGAAGCUCAGGCAACAACGAUUGCAGCAAAUCGUAAAGAGAUGCAGGAGCUCCGGAACAUGAUGCGUGAGAUUCUGGAUCGACCUAUGUAUGCACCCUCACCACCACCAGCACAUGGAGUUGCUGCACCUCAGCACCAUUAGCCACCACCACCAGUACCUAAGGUUGAGGUUUAAUUCAGUUGUUGGUUGAAUAUUAGUCUAGAACAUGUUAAGUCACUUUUUGGAUCCUGUUUUAGACUAGUUCAGUUUAUGCUACAUGUUUCACAGCGCUAAUGAUUAUCAAGUUUGUUCUUGGUAAUCAUAUCUGUAGUACCUGCUUUUGUUCAUGGUGGAUUUGUUCACUUUUGUACUGGCUUGGUUUGUACUGGCUUAUAUAUAUUAAGAUAACACUCUUGUGACCAAAAAAAAAAAAGUAAGUGGACUUUU